This is a messenger RNA of Vanessa atalanta (red admiral), 1418 nucleotides long. RefSeq names its product histidine-rich glycoprotein-like. The record is from RefSeq and is a predicted model, not a curated record. The coding region runs from base 41 to 1204 and encodes 387 amino acids. NCBI's taxonomy places the organism in Eukaryota, Metazoa, Arthropoda, Insecta, Lepidoptera, Nymphalidae. Gene Ontology annotation, cellular component: extracellular matrix. The transcript has 10 exons.
GUUUGACUUAGCAUCCUAAACAGAAAAUAAUCAAGUCAAUAUGUACUCCAAGGUGUUUUGUUUGGCCGCUCUUAUCGCCGCUGUAGUGGCACAUGAGCACGGCCACGCCCCCGCUUACUCAUCUCAGCACAUCUCUCGCCAUGAUGGUAAACCUGAAAUAGUUCAUGUUGGACAUGGACACGAGGAUUUUCAGGCAUACCCCAAAUACGACUUUGCAUACAAAGUUGAGGACCACCACACCGGCGACAUCAAGUCCCAGCAUGAGAGCCGCGACGGUGAUGUCGUUAAGGGCUACUACGCCUUACACCAGCCCGAUGGCUCUGAAAGGGAGGUCCAUUACCAUGGCGACAAGCAUACCGGUUUCCACGCUGACGUGAAAUACGGUGUGCAUCACAUCAUUCUGUGUUUCGCUGCCUUCGCUACUGUUGCUGUAGCGCAUGCCCACGUAGCUUACUCAUCACAGCACAUUUCUCGUCACGACGGACAUCCUCACAUCGUACAUGUUCAUGGACACGGACAUGGUCACGGACACGGACAUGUUGAUUAUCAUGCUCACCCAAAGUACCAUUUCGAGUAUAAGGUAAAUGACAAACACACGGGCGACAUCAAGUCUCAACACGAGAGCCGCGAUGGUGAUGUUGUAAAGGGAUACUAUUCACUCCACCAACCAGACGGCUCUGUAAGGACUGUCCACUAUCAUGGCGACCAUCACACUGGAUUCCAUGCUGAUGUUAAAUACGCCGUUCAUCAUAUCAACCAUACCAAAUCAAUAAGCAAGAACAUGUUCAUAAAUGUUACUUUAAAUUCGCAGGUGUUGUGCUUCGCUGCCCUCGUUACGAUUGCCGUGGCUCAAUAUGGCCACGGUCAUGGAUCUGCUUAUUCGUCACAGCACAUCUCCCGUCACGACGGACAUCCUGAAAUCGUACAUGGUCAUGGUGGCUAUGAACAUGGUCACGGCCAUGGCCAUAUCGAUUACUAUGCCUAUCCCAAAUACGAAUUCGAAUACAAAGUAGAAGACCACCAUACCGGCGACAUCAAGUCUCAACACGAGAGCCGCGACGGUGAUAAUGUAAAGGGUUACUACGCUCUUCACCAACCCGAUGGUUCUGAAAGGGCAGUUCACUACCAUGGUGAUCACCACUCUGGCUUCCACGCCGAUGUCAAAUACGAUACGCACCAUCUCGUCCCGAAACAUCAUCAUUAAGCGUUGAGCAUUAUUUACGAUAAGCGUCCUGUGAUCUUUUAACAAUAUUUUUUGUAUUUUAUUGUAUAAAUGUUGUUAUUGAUAAUUUCUUCUUGAAUCUUGCUAAUUUAAUACUACUUUUGUUGCUGCGUUUGGUCCUUCCUUGUUGUUUCUGUUGUUACAAAGUGAUAUUGUAGGUAAAAUGAACAUGAUUGGACUCUGUAAAUAAAAUUCA